This is a messenger RNA of Tauraco erythrolophus (red-crested turaco), 2081 nucleotides long. The record is from RefSeq and is a predicted model, not a curated record. Lineage: Eukaryota; Metazoa; Chordata; Aves; Musophagiformes; Musophagidae.
AUGUGUCCCCCUUUGGCGCCAGGAAAGGAAGCAGCAACGUACUCCUGCCGUAUUCUAUGCAAAGAGCAAAGAAGAAUGUGUGAAGGACUAGUGACAGAAACAGAUGAUUCUGCUCCUAAAUAUGAAGAGGGGAAGAAACGAAGAAAGCCCAACUACAGCAGUGUGGAUCUUUCUGAGGUUGAGUGGGAAGACAGAGAUGAUGUGCUCCGAAAUGCAAUGGUGAAUCGGAAAACAGGGAAAUUCUCCAUGGAAGUGAAGAAGACAGUGGACAAAGGGAAGCGGGUUUUGGUGAUGACAAAUGACUACUAUUAUACAGACAUCAAGGGUACUCCAUUCAGUUUAGGUGUGGCUCUCUCUAGAGGACAUGGAAAAUAUUUCUUCAGAGGGAAUGUAACCGUAGAAGAAGGUUUACAUGAUUUAGAACACCCUGAUGUAUCUUUAGCAGAUGAAUGGUCCUAUUGCAACACUGACUUACAUCCUGAGCACCGUCUAAUGACUCAGUUAGAAGCAAUUAAACGCUACCUCACCGGAAAAGAGCCAUUGCUCCAAUGUGAUAAAGAAUUGAUCCAGGAAGUUCUGUUUGAUGCAGUCGUGAGUGCACCAAUUGAAGCUUAUUGGACCAGUCUAGCAUUAAAUAAAUCAGAAAACUCUGACAAGGGAGUGGAGGUUGCCUUCCUUGGAACACGGACUGGACUAUCUCGUAUCAACCUGUUUGUGGGUCCGGAACAGCUUACUAAUCAAGAUUUCCUGACAGCUGAAGAUAAGGAGAACAUUUUUAAUGCUGACCAUUUUCCACUCUGGUACAGAAGAGCUGCAGAGCAAAUACCUGGGAGCUUUGUCUAUUCAAUCCCAUUUAGUACAGAAACCGCGAACAAAAGCAACGUAGUGACAGCCAGCACUGCUAUUCAACUUUUGGAUGACAGAAAAUCUCCAGUUGUUGCAGCUGUAGGUAUCCAGAUGAAACUUGAAUUUUUCCAGCGGAAAUUUUGGACUGCAAGCAGACAGUGUGCAUCUCUCGAUGGCAGAUGUGCUAUAAGUUGUGAUGAUGAAGCAAUCAACUGUUACCUAAUAGAUAACAAUGGAUUUAUUUUAGUGUCUGAAGACUAUAGACAGACUGGUUACUUUUUUGGGGAGGUUGAAGGGGCUGUGAUGAACAAGUUACUAACAAUGGGCUCCUUUAAGAGAAUUACACUUUAUGACUACCAGGCCAUGUGUAGAACAAACAAAGAGAGUAGCGACAGUGCCCAUAGCUUACUGGACCCUUAUAAUGCCUUCUUUGCUGCAGUAAAAUGGAUUAUGACUGAGCUUGUCUUGUUCCUUGUGGAAUUUAAUCUAUGCAGUUGGUGGCACUCUGAUCUAACAGCAAAAGCGCAGAGGUUGAAACAAACCCUAGAGCCCUGUGAUACUGAAUAUCCAGCUUUUGUUUCCGAACGCACUAUAAAGGAGACCACGGGGAAUAUUGCUUGCGAUGACUGUUUCAAGUCUUUUGUUAUUCAGCAAAUCCCAAGCAGCAAUCUCUUCAUGGUGGUAGUAGAUAAUGAAUGCUUCUGUGAUUCUGUCCCACCAAUUACCAUGGCACCUAUAGAAAUAAGAUAUAAUGAAUCCCUUAAAUGUGAACGUUUAAAAUCUCAGAAGAUAAGAAGACGCCCAGAAUCUUGUCAUGGAUUUCACCCUGAAGAAAAUGCAAGAGAAUGCGGUGGUGUCUCAGGCCUUGAUGCUAAACCUCCUCUUGUUCUUCCUCUGCUAUUGACGAUUUUCUCAAGGUGACAUUGACUGAUGUGUUCAAUUGGCAUGCUAAUACAUGGAUAAACUGUGGUUCGGGAAAUGGUACAACAUAGAGGACAUGAAAUAUAGUCAGAGCAUCAGCAUUUCAUGAUUUUAAACUGUUGGUGAUAUAAAUUCUUAAAGAUAUGUUGAAAAAAGAUUUAUCUUUUUACUUUGCAAGUCAUGGAGAUGUGAAUUUGGCAUAUGGUGGUCAUGAUUCAUCAAAAAAGGACUUGGUAGAUAGAGGUGACCAUUGCUUUGUCUCAUUGAAAACAAUUUAAAACCGUGUACUUUUUCAAUAAAGUAUAUUAAAAUCA